This is a messenger RNA of Pieris brassicae (large cabbage white), 655 nucleotides long. It is a transcript of the gene mRpS14, whose product is annotated as 28S ribosomal protein S14, mitochondrial. The transcript is spliced from 3 exons. Gene Ontology annotation, cellular component: mitochondrial small ribosomal subunit; ribosome. Gene Ontology annotation, molecular function: structural constituent of ribosome. Gene Ontology annotation, biological process: translation. The coding region runs from base 205 to 600 and encodes 131 amino acids. Lineage: Eukaryota; Metazoa; Arthropoda; Insecta; Lepidoptera; Pieridae. The record is from RefSeq and is a predicted model, not a curated record.
AGAUAAAAAAUACUAAACUUCUGUGAAGUGUGGACUGCAUAGAAUACAAAUAGUUCAAACAACUGAGUUUAGAACACAUGGGGCCAAAUAAAUCUCUGUGGUGGUAUUUUGGUCUGUGCACAUUCAAUUUUUAGCCAGUUUCUGGAUUUUCUGGGUACAGGAGCCAGGGAUUGUGCACAAAUCAAUUUUGUGUUAUCGUUAAAUAUGAUUCUUAACGGCGUAACAAGUUUUUCUAAAUUCAUAUGGAGAUCACAGGAAGUUCCUGGAUUUGGGUUCCAACAGCUUAGAAACAAAUGGGCCAACCGUUGGAUGAUUAGAGAUGUAAAGCGGCGAAGAUUAAAUGCUGAACACUUUUUAGAGAGAACACGGAUUAAUGCUAUGCGGCGAAACACUGUAUUGCCGACAGAAAUAAGAGAAAUUGCUGACAAAGAGAUAAACAAAUUUGAACUGAAUGCUACUCCUUCACAUAUAAAUAAUAGAUGUGCAGUCACUUCAAGGCCUAGAGGUGUAGUUAAAGAAUGGAGAUUAAGCCGUAUUGUUUGGAGACAUCUUGCCGAUUAUAAUAAACUUUCAGGAGUCCAAAGAGCAAUGUGGGGUUAAAAAGCCUUGUGACAAAAAAAGUACUUUUAAUUAGUUAAUAUAGACAUUUAUUCAA